AUGUUCCCCGACGACGUCAGGCUCGCGCCGAGCGCGCACCCGCACCGUGUCGUGGCGCGCGCGACGACGACGAAGCCGAGCGGCACCCACGGGCGCGGCGAGCAGCCGAGCGCCGAGCGCGACGGCCUGCCCGUCGUGGCGGCCGGCGCCGGGCAGCGUGUCACGCUGUACGACUCGUUCGAGCUCAACGCGAUGGUCGUGCGGCUGAACCGGGUGCUGAUCGGGGACGGCGGCGGCGGGGGCGGGGAAGCGAGGCGGCCGCGCAAGGCUGCCGGCAGCUGGCUCAACGCGCCCAAGGUUCUCUUCAGGAAGAUCAAGUGCGCGGUCCUUGGCGGCGGCCGGCGUGGCGACGGCUGA
Molecule: messenger RNA, 357 nt
Organism: Miscanthus lutarioriparius
Lineage: Eukaryota; Viridiplantae; Streptophyta; Magnoliopsida; Poales; Poaceae
Source: the annotation of a GenBank genome assembly